This is a messenger RNA of Bolinopsis microptera, 384 nucleotides long. RefSeq names its product small ribosomal subunit protein eS17-like. NCBI's taxonomy places the organism in Eukaryota, Metazoa, Ctenophora, Tentaculata, Lobata, Bolinopsidae. Bases 1 to 384 code for a protein of 127 amino acids. The transcript has a single exon. Gene Ontology annotation, biological process: translation. The record is from RefSeq and is a predicted model, not a curated record. Gene Ontology annotation, molecular function: structural constituent of ribosome. Gene Ontology annotation, cellular component: ribosome.
AUGGGACGUGUACGAACGAAGACAGUGAAAAGGGCCAGCAGGCUGAUCAUCGAGAAAUACUACACCAGGUUGACACUCGACUUCCACACCAACAAGCGUAUUGCUGAAGAGAUCGCUAUCAUCCCUAGCAAACGUCUGAGGAACAAGAUCGCCGGAUUCGUAACUCAUCUUAUGAAGAGGAUCCAGAAGGGACCCGUGCGUGGAAUUUCUAUCAAACUGCAGGAAGAAGAAAGGGAGAGGAGAGAUAACUACGUUCCAGAAACCUCAGCUCUUGAACUUGAAUCUAUCGGUAUUGACACUGAUACUAAUGAGAUGUUGAAAUUAUACGACUUCAAGGGUCUGAAGAAUAUCACAGUAGAAAGCAACACCCCGUUCAGUACAUAG